Pseudonaja textilis is the source of this 1295-nucleotide messenger RNA. RefSeq names its product NK3 homeobox 1 (gene NKX3-1). Lineage: Eukaryota; Metazoa; Chordata; Lepidosauria; Squamata; Elapidae. Gene Ontology annotation, biological process: regulation of transcription by RNA polymerase II; cell differentiation. The record is from RefSeq and is a predicted model, not a curated record. Gene Ontology annotation, cellular component: nucleus. Gene Ontology annotation, molecular function: RNA polymerase II cis-regulatory region sequence-specific DNA binding; DNA-binding transcription factor activity, RNA polymerase II-specific.
GUUGGGGGGGAACCUCAGCGGACAAGCGUGCCAAACUUUGCGCGGAGCGCCCGGGGCUGAUGGAGAGCGACCGGCAGCGCCUUUCCUCCAGCGCUCGCCCGCCGCGGCUGCCGCUGCCCGCAGAUGGGGGCGACGGGGCCGUCGUGGGGCCCCCUCCCAAGCCAUUGACUUCGUUUCUCAUCCAGGACAUCCUGCGCAAGAGCGAGGCGGGGGAGGCUUCCAGCGCGGAGCCCCAGGCAGGAAAGGCACCGCGCCCGCCUCGCCCCGACGGUGCUUCUCCCGGGGAGACCGGCCCGAGCGAUCUCAGCCUUCUCGGAGCCCCCCGAGCCUCCGAAACGGAUGCAACAGAUCCAGACAUCCAUCAGCCAAACUGUGAGCCUUCCUCCAAGCCCUUUAUGAGAACCCCCAAGCAGCUGAAGCGUUCACGGGCCGCUUUCUCCCACAGCCAGGUCAUUGAGCUUGAACGGAAGUUCAGCCACCAGAAAUACCUCUCUGCUCCUGAACGAGCCCAUCUUGCCAAGAACCUGAAGCUCACCGAAACCCAAGUGAAGAUCUGGUUCCAGAACAGAAGAUAUAAGACCAAGAGGAAACAACUGGCCUCUGAGCUUGGAGAACUGGACAAGAACUCGCCUCUCCCACUCUUCAGAGAGAACAAUUUCUCUAGGGCUACCCUAGCACUUUCUGUAUACCACACCUAUCAGUACAAUCCCUAUUUAUGUUAUCUGAACGGUUGGAGCCCAAUCUUUUGGUAAAUAACACUGUCAGUAAUCCAGGUCUCUCGGGGGUUUGUAUGUCUUCAUCCACCUCGCACUCCACACUAACUUUGCUACCAUGAAAUCGAUUGCCCAGGUAGACUUUGCAGAGCAAUUUGGUCAAUCUGUUUCCUCAGCCAUUUCUCGAGUUGCUGCCAAGUGUCCUCACUAUCCAUGCUGAGGGAUUAUCCAAAGAACACUCAUGAAUGCCGUAAUGUGAUUCUCUCUAUUUUCUCAAUGCUAGGCAAUCACAUACACCCAUUCAACAUAUGUAGUGACAGAAUUAUGGCCCCCUGAUUGAUGCAUUAAAACGUGGAGGCCCCAAAGCACCACUUUCCAGAAUAAGCUAAUAACUCUGGAGUGUGAUAAUAACAAAGACACGAGGUUUCGGCCUUAGUCAGUGAGGCAGAAUCGGACAACACAGAAGUUUUAUCAGUCUUUUAGACCUGGAACCUCCAUCUUAAAUGCAAUUUGGCACAUAACAGGGAUGUCAAACCCCAUUUCAUUGAGGACCGCAUCAGGGUUGUGUUUACCUCGAGGGGG